UUAAUCGAACCAAAAAGCAAAAAAAAGAAGAAAUUCAAGAUUAAAUCAUCCAGAAAAGUUUAAUCCAAAUAAUUGAUAUUUUGAAUUUUGAAACUUGAUGCAUUAAUUUUUGACCCGUACUAUAUGUACGGGCAAUUUUGACACGCGAUCUUUUAUUUCGUGCAUGCAUUUUUUUUGUUUUAUUCUUCACACAUAAUGAUGUUCUUUUUUCCGCUGUUGUUUCGGUGUGUGUGUGAUGUGAUUUGAUUGAUGCCGAAAUAAAUUGUCUUUAUUUGAAAAAAUAAUUAUUUAUUGAAUUAAAGAAAGAAAAAAAGAAUUUUUGAUUUUAAAAAUUUAAAAAUAAUCACCGUAAAUUCAUUUUUUUAAAACACUGUUUAUUUUUUGGUUUGGUUUGAAUGAGACAUUAUUAAAUUAUCAAACACAAUCAUGGCCGAAGGUGAUCUCAUGCAAACUGAUGAAGGUAAAAAAUUUCAAUCCAAUGGUAUUGAAUUGGAUGAACAACAACAACAACAACAACAACAACAGCAACAAGAACAGCAACAAUCGACACAAGAAUCAUCAUUAUUGGUUGAAGAAGAACCUGAACCAGAUUUUGAUGAUCCAGAAGAUUUUAUCGAUGAUAUUGAUGAUGAAGAGUUAAUUGGCGAUAUUCUUAAGAAUCGACCUAAACAAGAUUUUGGUCUAAAAAGUGUUAUCAUUGUUGAUGGUAUACCAAAAGUAUCACCAGAUCGUUUUGAAAAACUUCGUAAUGUUUUGAUGCGUAUGUUUUCCAAAUGUGGUACGAUAUUGAAAGAUCAUUUUCCAUUAGAUGAAAAUGAAAUGACAAAAGGUUAUGUAUUUUUUGAAUUUGAAAAUUCCGAACAAGCACAAGAAGCUGUCAAAACAUAUAAUCAUCAUAAAUUGGAUAAAAAUCACAUGUUUUUCGUUAAUAUGAUACAAGAUAUUGAUAAAUAUCUAGAAAUUUCCGAUGAUUUUGAAGAACCGGAAAAGAAACCAUAUGAAGAUCGUGGUAAUCUACGUGAAUGGUUACUUGAACCAGAUUGUUAUGAUCAAUUUUCGGUUGUUUAUGAUGGUGGUGAUACAACGGCUAUCUAUUUGAAUUCAAAUCCUGAACCAACAUUAAUACAGAAACGACCAUAUUGGACUGAACAAUCGGUACAUUGGUCACCAUUGGGUACAUAUAUGGCCACAUUUCAUAAACAAGGUAUCGCUUUAUGGGGUGGACCUAAUUUCGAACGUUUAUUUAAAUUCGCUCAUGAAGGCGUCAUAUUCAUCGAUUUUUCUCCAUGCGAACGUUUCCUUGUCACUUUAUCGCAGCCAUUAAUGUUGACGAAUCAAGAGAAUGCCAUUAUCAUAUGGGAUAUUCGUAUGCAAACAAUCAAACGAACAUUCUAUGCUGAAAAUGUUCAAAGUAUUGCCUGGCCAAUAUUCAAAUGGUCACAUGAUGAUAAAUAUUUUGGCCGAAUUCAUAAUGAUUCGCUUUGCAUUUAUGAAACAGAAUCUUUUCUUUUAUUGGAUAAAAAAUCAUUGAAAAUGCCAGGUAUUAAGAAUUUUGUAUGGAGUCCAUCGGAAAAUACAUUAGCCUAUUGGGUUGCUGAAGAACAAAAUGUACCGGCACGUGUAUCAUUGAUUGAAAUACCAUCGAAAAAUGAAGUUCGUUCAAAGAAUAUAUUCAAUGUUGCCGAUUGUAAAAUGCAAUGGCAAAAUAAUGGCGAUUAUCUUUGUGUUAAAGUUGAUCGUUAUACUAAGGCAAAAAAAGAACGUAACGAAGCCAAUAAAUACACUGGACUUAAUUAUUCAUUCGAUCUGUAUCAUAUACGUGAAAAACAAAUCCCUAUCGAUUCGAUCGAAAUUAAAGAACCGAUCGUUAAUUUUAGCUGGGAACCACAUGGUUCAAAAUUGGCAAUCGUUCAUGGUGAUUCACCUUCCUAUACUAUUUCAUUCUAUGGAAUUGGACAAGGAACUACAGUCACAUUGUUAAAAAAAUUCGAGAAAAAAUUAUGCAAUAGUUUGUUCUGGUCGCCAACCGGACAGUUCAUUCUAUUGGCAUCACUUCGUAGUGCCAAUUAUACAUUGGAAUUUGUCGAUACUUCGGAUUUUUCUCGUACCAACACACAGGAACAUUUCAAAUUAAGUGACGUUGAAUGGGAUCCAACUGGUCGUUUUGUUGUCACCAGUGUUAGCUAUUGGACCAAUAAGAGCGAUAAUGCCUAUUGGGUUUGGUCAUUUCAAGGUCGUCUUAUUCGUAAACAAAUAUUGGAACGUUUAUGUCAAUUUUCAUGGCGUCCAAGACCACCAACAUUGUUGAGCGAAGAAAAAAUCAAAGAAAUCCGAAAGAAUCUAAAGAAAUAUGCUGAUGAAUUUGAUGCCAAAGAUCGUAUGGCUCAUUCAAAAUUAUCGAAAGAAAUGAUCGAUAAACGACAACAACAAUUACGUGAAUAUAAAGAAAUAUGUGAACGUAAUCGACAGAUUAUCGAAAGCCAUCAAGAAGAAUUGAUGCAAUUACGUAAUCUAACCGAAGAACAAACCCAGCAAGAAUAUUAUGAAGAGGAAUAUGAAUUCCUUGUCAAAGAGGAAACUGUCGAACUGGAUUGAUUAACAUUACUAAUAUAAUAAUCUAAUCCUUGAUUCUUUCCUCAAUAGUAUCAUCAUCUACAUAUAAAU
This is a messenger RNA of Dermatophagoides pteronyssinus (European house dust mite), 2664 nucleotides long. RefSeq names its product eukaryotic translation initiation factor 3 subunit b (gene eIF3b). The record is from RefSeq and is a predicted model, not a curated record. Gene Ontology annotation, molecular function: translation initiation factor binding; RNA binding; translation initiation factor activity. Gene Ontology annotation, biological process: translational initiation. Gene Ontology annotation, cellular component: eukaryotic translation initiation factor 3 complex. Lineage: Eukaryota; Metazoa; Arthropoda; Arachnida; Sarcoptiformes; Pyroglyphidae.